Molecule: messenger RNA, 3516 nt
Organism: Pantherophis guttatus
Lineage: Eukaryota; Metazoa; Chordata; Lepidosauria; Squamata; Colubridae
Gene: PAQR4
Product: progestin and adipoQ receptor family member 4
Cellular component (GO): membrane
Molecular function (GO): signaling receptor activity
Source: RefSeq, a predicted model, not a curated record
CCAGCAACGGCAGAAGGAGGAGGAAGCAGAGCUGGAAGGAUGCAGAACCCGGGUAGUAGCUGACCCUGGGGGGGGAGCCCGGCCAUGGCUUUCCUGGGGGGAGCCCGGCUCCUGGACUGGGCCAGCUCCCCCCGUCAUUUGCAAUUCAACCGCUUCGUGCUAACGGGCUACCGGCCGGUAAGCUCCGGGUCCGGCUGUCUCCGCAGCCUUUUCUACUUGCACAACGAGCUGGGCAACAUCUAUACCCACGGUAUCCCUCUGCUGGGGUUUCUCUUCGUGCUGCCACUGACCAUUCCAUGGGCUCGACUUUCAGAAUCAUGGCUGGGAGUUGUGCACUAUUUGGCUUGCAUUUUUCCACAGCUGGGCAGCGUGCUUUACCAUCUCUUCAUGAAUCAUGAGGGAGGCCCUGCUGUUUAUCAUACCUUGCUCACCCUGGAUAUGUGUGGGGUAUGCAUGGUCAACACUUUGGGUGCUCUACCAAUCAUCUACUGCACGCUGGCCUGCUCCCCACUUCUUCGUUCUAUUGCCCUGCUGGCCUACACAGGCUUGUCAAGCUAUGGUAUCUUUUGUGCAGUGACUGCUCGUUCCAGUGUCCGGCGCUUACGAGCCUUUGCCUGGCAGGCUCUCUUCCGCUUCUUCUUCUUCUAUUUGCGGUGGGUGGGAUUAGGCACUGGCAAUCCCGCCUCUCUGCAUUCAUACCUCAUUAUGGACGGUCUGGCCUUUCUUGGGGGCGUCAUCAACAUCUCGCGAGUGCCUGAGCGCUGGAAGCCAGGCUGUUUUGACUAUUGGUUCAACAGCCAUCAGAUUAUGCACGUGCUGGUGGUGGUCAGUAUACUCUAUCUUCACUGGGGAGUAGUGGCUGAUCUUCAUUGGAUUGCCAACUAUGCCUGUCCAAAGGAAUGACCACAUCAUGUUUGAAUUCACCCCUUCCACAGAAAAUCUGCUGACUGAGAAGUGGGUGACAUAUAAGGUGUGAACCACUGUUCUCAUUGUUCAAGAUCUUCUACAAGGGCUGAAGUACAUAAGAAAGGACAUCUUCUGGAUGUGAUUUAUUUAAGAGGCUGCAUUUUUUUCCCUGUGGGGUUAAUACAGUAGUUUCCUAUUGGCUGAUUAUUCAUGGAUCAACUUGUCUAGGAUUUGUAUACUUCUGAGUCUAAAGUAAUGAAUUUCCACCACUUGAGGUUCUUAGAUCAGUUUGUGCAGCUCAACUAUUCUUCCAAAUUGCAAGAGGCAAACAUAAUUUGGUUAAAAACAAUCUUGAUCAUUAAUAAGAUAGAAUCAGAGAAAUAAUCCACUGUACUAGCGAAGAUUCCCAUCCCAUCCCAUCCCCAACUCUUAACUUUUAUUUGCUGUAGUACUUUUUGUCAUCAGAGCUGUUCUUCAGGUAGCUUUGAUGAUAGUAGGAAAAAUCUGAUUAGUUGCUUCUCUGUUUUUAAUUUGCAUUGAAAAUGAAACGGGCACUGGGAAAAGAGAGAUGUUCUUAGUAGAAGAUGUUGGAGCUGAGUGCAACUUCUCUGCUUUUUAGAGGCAGUUACUUAAAUACUUUUUAUCCAGGUGUCUUUCAGACACCAUGCAAUACUUUCUGAUUUUUAAAAGGGCUUGUCAGACACCAGAAUAUUAAACUCUGCUGCAUAGUUUAGUUUUUCUUUACUUGCCAGAAGGAUAAUCAGGAGCCUUGAAACUGGAUUUGGGUUGAAGUUGAAGAGUCCUGAUUUCAAUUCCUGGCUAAUGUCAUCAAAUUUAGGGCCAUGACUCUUUUGCAGCAUACCUCAGUUUCUUAUCUCUCUUUUGGCAGAGUAUACAAUGUUUAUGGUCAGAUUGGAAUUCUUUUUUCUGCUACCACAUUCCAAUUUUACCUUGACCAGAGCAAUGCUUUUCAAAGCUUUAUAGUUUUGUAUGAAUUUGGAAGAACUCUUUCUACUCCAUUGAUAUGGCUGCUGCAAUUGCAGUAAUCAAUAAUGGGCAAGCGCUGCUAUCUUUUCCCCUUUGUUACUGUCCUGACUGGUCCAUUAACUACAGUUUCUAGAUUUUGGUUCCCUUCUUUCAGUAGCUUCUUGAAUUGGUCCAUUCUGAACCAAUUUUGCUUUUUAAUUUGAUUUGUUUUUGAUACAAAUAGAAUCCUGAGAUUGAUUCUUCCUCUGAAGAAUUAAAAUUUUAACUUUUGUUCCAUGGUCAGAAUUUUGGGGGGGGGGUACUUUUUGAGAACAUAAUCAGAAGUGGCAAGUUGAGGAUCAAAACAGCAUUCUAGCAUUCUAGCAAAUAUUUUACAAUCCCUUUGAAAUCUUCUCUUGUCUUAAAAUUAGGAACUGGGAGAGCUAGCAUUUCUUUUAGGUGCCUAAAUUUAGCUCAUAGUCCUUAGCCGCUGAAUUAGAUCCUGAUGCAUGUAAGAUUAUUGUCUAAAUAGGGGUAAAGUAUGAGAGAUCUUACAGGUCCUGAUGAUCUUCCACAUCUGAACACUCAAAUAAUUGUGCAUAAUGCUACUUUUAAUGUAAAAUCGGUUUUCAAGUGGAAUUUGUUUUAGUAUUUUAUGGCAGAUCUUAAAAUCAGUUUUUUUGGUUUAGCCUCAAAAUACACCUAAAUCAAGCAACCCAUUCAAUAUUUGGAAGCCCUUUAUAUUUUGCAUUUAUGUAGAUCCCUGUAAUUUGGCUUUUAAAAAGCUAUGUGUAGAGGUUCUACUUGAAAUGGGGGAAUUCUCUAUUUUCUAUGCAGCACAAGUUACUUCAUAUUGUUUUAGUCAGCGAGGCACAGAAUAUUUAAGAAAAUGGUUAAAGUAUUUUAUGUGACCUUUACUAAAAACUAGUUUUCAAUGUAUAGUAAGCCAACCCACUUGGAUUUUAGUUUGAUUUAUGGUCAAAUAAGAAAAAAAAAUCUACUUGUAUCUUUCUAAGAAUAUAAAUGGCAAUGGAAACUCCUUUCUCCAAUGAAAGAAAUUUGGAAAGGGAAGAGGAUGAUAUUGUGACUAACAUAUCAGCUAAAAUAAAUCAUUUCUGCUUCCUUUAAAGAUCAAAAUUGUCCUCCUGCAGCACCUGUAAAUCCACCUUGUUAAAACCAGCCAGACUGAAAAACAACCAUGUAGAUGUGGAGACCAAUUUUGAUUUUUAAAAGAAUCAGGAAAAAAAACCCCUAAUAUUAAUCUAUACAAUAUGUUAGUUUGGAUGUAUCCUCUUUCAAAAACGUAACUAGGAUAAAAUAUGAAAGUGUCUGAUGUAACUUAACAAGCUGAAAAGUGAGUCAAACAAAUCCUUGAAGGAAUAGAGUGAAGGUUAAAUAAUUUCUUUGUUCUAGAUUGCAAGUAGAUCUGUGUUAUGAAAAGGGAAACAUUGACCUAAACCUUCUGUGUUAGAAUGUGAAUUUUGUGUCAUACAACUACAUUUUGGAAGUGGGUUUAAUCUGCUGCUAACCAAGUCUUGUCUCUUGUUAUCUCAGGUUAGAUGGACAUUGCUGAUGUUCACAGCUUCUGAACUUGAAGCGUCACAUAUCUUUAAAAUAAAAGAGCAAGGCACCACAUCCAAAAAA